Messenger RNA from Cyclocybe aegerita, 876 nucleotides. Lineage: Eukaryota; Fungi; Basidiomycota; Agaricomycetes; Agaricales; Hemipholiotaceae. The record is from the annotation of a GenBank genome assembly.
AUGAUCCACGCUAUUCAGCUACGCGACGCUGCCUCCUUCCUCAUAUUCAACUGUAUGCAGGAGAACAUUGCCUUCUCCCAAAUCGCGCCGUUGCUCCUCGGGUUGGGGAUGCAAAGGGUGGGAGACGUCCCAAUAUUUUCCUUCAUUAUCCAGGAUAUGAGGGAUAUCUUGGGGACGAUGGAGGAUGAAUUUGGGCCGCUCUGGGAAUGCGAGGUCGCAGUUGUUAUCGAUAGGCUCUUCUACGAGUUCUUUAACCGCUACGACUUCAUAACGAGCAAGCUUAGUGGGGGGGCUGACUCCCUGCGUCAGCUAGACCCGAAGGCUUUGUGCGCUUUGUUCGCCGACCUGGCCGCGCACGAUCUCGUGGACGUUGCCCAAUUUGAAGGCGCCUUGAAGUUUCUGAUCGAGGGUUUUACAGGGCCUGAACAUAUCGAGUGGCUCUCGCUCAUGUUUCAACGAGGGCCGCAACUGGAUAACUGCUUCCUCCUCAAUUGCGCCACAGCGAUUCGUGGGCGCAAGUUUGCUUUCCAAUGCCGCAAACAUCGAGCUGGAUCUCUGAACAUUGACAGCACUCUCGAUGUUCUCUAUGACCUGUUCGGCCGGGGGAUCCGUCAGGACGUCACUGAGAGGGAUCCUGCCAUCGUGAAGGCCGUUAGGGUCUCGAGCCCUCCAACGGAAGACGCUCGUCUCAACCCCAGAAGCACCGCGUUCACGCUCUUUUCCCAUGUCGGCACAUCAUACCUGUUUUUGGGUGAUGGCAAGUACGAGCGUACUCGACUUCGCACGCGAGACCUCUGGAAGCCUCAGUCAGAGUGGAAUAUCAGGGGUUUUCUCAAGAAAGAAGAACUCUUCCAGACGCUGUUCAAUGCUACAUGA